UUUUUCGAACUCACGUCUGUCGAAGAUUUUGUGCAGCAGCUACGAGAUAAGAAACGUCAGCUAGAGACCAGCUUCGUCACUGAAGACGAGCCAUUUGUGCUCGUUCACGGAGACUUUCACGGUCGGAAUAUCAUCAUGCGUGGUACGCAGGUGCAAGCUGUCCUUGAUUGGGAGUUUGCAGGUGCAUAUCCUUUGGGAGAGCUGUUAGGAUGGAUGGGUGUCGAUGUCCUGGAAGUCGUCGACGACGAAUCAGAAGAGGAUAAUGUACUUUGGAGCAGGGAGAUUGUACGUAUGGUUGAAGAGACGGCGAGACAAAGAGGAUGGGAUGAGAAGGAAUUGGCGCUGUUAUUGGGCAAUGGAUAUCCUGUCCUCGGUCAAGCAAGGAUAGAAAUGGUUCCGUCCGAUCCUUGA
This is a messenger RNA of Suillus plorans, 411 nucleotides long. RefSeq lists its product as uncharacterized. The record is from RefSeq and is a predicted model, not a curated record. The annotation marks the transcript as partial. Lineage: Eukaryota; Fungi; Basidiomycota; Agaricomycetes; Boletales; Suillaceae. The transcript has a single exon.